This is a messenger RNA of Chara braunii, 3945 nucleotides long. Lineage: Eukaryota; Viridiplantae; Streptophyta; Charophyceae; Charales; Characeae. The record is from the annotation of a GenBank genome assembly.
GGAGGCGGCCGGGUUGUUCGUUAUUGAACGAGGUCAUUUUUUCAUGUUGAGGUUCUCGUCACGAAACAUGCGGCGCUCAUGCCGAAGAAACGGCAUUGUCAUCGCAGCGAGCGGUGGUGUCGUUCUCCAUCGUGCGCACGCAACGUGUGCAUUCUUCGUCCUGGACCCCGCGGAUGUUGCGUGCACAGCACUGGCGUUUGUCGUACGCAAUUUGCUGUCACAUGAUGAUGAUGAUGAGGAGGACGGUGGCGUUGUUGAUGACUACGACGAUUUCGGUGAUGAUGAUGAUGAUGGUGUUGAUGAUGUCGUUGAUGAUGAUGGUCGUGAUGAUGAUGAUGGUGUUGAUGAUGAUGACAACGAUGAUGAUGAUGAUGAUGACGAUGACGCAGAAAACCGCUUUACCUUAACGAGGGCACAGCGCACACGAUGGCGCGGCUCUCUGACGGGGCACAAGUCUUGGACGACGCGCAAUUCUCCGACGAUGGCGAAGCGCGCACGAUGGCGCGACUAUUCGACAAGGGCUGAGUGCAGACCACGACGGCCACUUGCUACCGCAAAACGCAACGAGGGAAUGUCGAAGCGCCGACAACUGGACCCCAGCAGCGGGGAGAAGGACGGGAAAGAGUUGGCGACGAGAGGGACGCCCGCAGACACGUGGCGCAACAGCGGAGUAGCAAAGGCGAUGGAGGAGGUCGCCGAAGGAACGUCAUGCGUGAAUGCGCUCGUCACGGCUGGAGAUGCGAAUGCGCUGCACCAGACCCCAGGCAGCGGAGCCCCGAACUUUCAACAGCCGUGUGGUCCUGUAAUCUUCGUCGAAGCCAACAAGCGUCGCAGGGUUCAGGGGGCUGUCUUGCGGUGGGAGAAUGCGAAAGGCAGUCGUCGGCGGUUCUACAUGAAAAAUGUAUACGGUUCCAAGGGGAACGUCGUCGCCGCUGCCAAGGGGGCGGUUCUCGACAUGUGUCUGUUCGAGGGGUUCGGAGCGGGUGCUGCGAACACCCCGUUCUACAACGAUCUCCAGCGGCAGGGCGGGUUUGUUUUGGGACGAGAGUUCUUCGACUUGUUGGAUGAGAAGGACAUCGCCCUCGACGUCCCUUGCGAAGUCGGCCCUGACCUGGAACUGUCAACGCCUUUGCAACUGUGCGGCGGUUGUGAGCCGAGCGGGGCAGCGGGGGAGGGGGGGGAUCUGGGUUCCGGCGAGGCUACACAUGUGCAGCGGGAGGAUGCCAGAGGUCAGUUUGACGACAGCGAAGAUGAGGCGACACCGCGUCCGUCGUUUUCGGCAUCGAGGGAAAGAGACCGGUCAGUGCUGUUCAUACCUGGGGUACGACAAAAGGUCGCAGUGGAUCCCGGAGAAGAGGCAGUCCAGUGUGGGUCCGACUUGGAGCCCGGCGAGGAACAUGGCGCGAACGACAACGCCGUGGGCGGUGAGGGAGCGCAAAGGACUCCCCAAAAAAGGAGGGGAGAUUGUCAAGAGAACGUGGUAGGCUCUUCGAAGAAACAGAAGACGAGGACCCCCACGACUAUGGGAGAAAAACGGAAGGGAAGGGGGGUGGAAGAGGACCACCCGGGUAGCAAACGUCCAGCUUCAAAACAGAAACAACCUGCGUCAGGACCUUUCACGACAAGGCCUGCCAUCGACGUGGACGCCGGGUACUUCCUGGAGUACAAGGACGACGUCAGGACAAGGCGAGAGUUUGAGAUUAGCCCGGCUCAGAUCGUCGACCUCGCGGAGUGGGAGGAUCUUUACAACCAGCGGUCGCAGGAUCCUGUCCUCGUGGGAACGAUAAAAGAAGCAAUGCAGUAUGCGUUCGAAAAUAAAGAGCAGACGUACGAGUUGCCGAUCUUCAAGCUCACACCACUGGGGCUUCAAAAACCAACUCCAGGGACCAAGGCUCAACGUCUGAAGCCGGAGGAUUGGAAGGACGAGUUGGCGGGAGAAUACUACUACUACGCGGUGUGCGGGCAGCAUAACGCGGCUGCAGCCCCGUCGCUGCUCGGGAGCGAGGUGGCCAAGAAGUACAAUUUCGAGCGGUGGCCGGCCCAAAUGCUUUACUUUUCGGACGACGACUUCGAAGGGUAUUUUCUUGUUAGUUCACAGGACAACAAGACGGACCUGAAGGCGCCUCCCAGACAGUUGAAGCUAUCUAUGAAAGACAUUCGGUGGCAGUGGAAGCAUGACGGCUGCCCGAGAGCUGUGAUGGGGAACCCUAGUGGAAAACAAGAUCAGGUCCGGGCUUGGCGCAAAAAGGAGAAAGUGGAGGGCGAUUGGUUCGUGCAAGUGCUCGACCCGGACGCGCAUUGUUGGAAAGCAAUGGAAUCAUUCACGGACAAUGAGAAGUGUCGAGUUCUAAAGAAGGUGCUUGCUUGCGAGGUCGUUUGGGUCCAGGCCGGCUCCCCGUCGUUGGCGAAGUUGGGGAAGCUCAGCGUGCAGGACAUGGUGCAGCUGGUGAAGUGCGACCGCGUGCUGGUCCGGUUGUGGAAUUACUACCAGUUCAAACACGAGAAGAGGUCGGACGCGGAUUGGAUCCAAAGGUACCCUUUCCUGAAAUCGAGGUCUGCAGUGUUCAGGAAGUUUGAAAGCCAGGGAUUGGAUGACAAGUUGUGGGAUAACAGCAGGAAACACGUUUCAGACUCGGCGCUGUUCAAGGACUGCCCGCCGUACAUGGGUUGCGACCAGGACAACUCGAUUGAGGUGACGGAGAAGUUGGCGGGACACAAGAAGUUGUCCGUCGACUGGAGAAACAAGGUUCUCUCCGUGUUAAAUGAGAGCAGACUGAAGAGCCGGGAGGUCGCACUUGCCGAAGGCAUUGUUCACAUUAAAUGGAAAGACACGGGGGACGUGACAUCCAUCGUGCCGUUCGCUAACGACCCUUUGGAGGCGGACAUGAGGAGCGCAGAGCUGAAGGAAGUAGUGGCUGCCACAAAGAGCCACACGUUCAUCCUCGAUCUGUGCGAGCCGGUUGACCUCAAACUGUGGAAGGCCCAAGUGUGGGAGACAUUGGAUUCCUAUCUUCAGACGUGGUGUCCGUCGCAUUGGACUCUCGUUGUUUUCGUGCCGCGGCAGCACAACCUCACGUUUCUCGCCAGCAUGCACCAUCUUUCUUUCGUCAAGCUGUUGGAAGGGAAGUGGGUGAGGAGAGUUCAACAAAAGAAAAGCUUCCCCGUUGGGAACAAUUUGUACACGGAGGAAGACCGCAUGUACAUCCUCUUCAAGGGUGACAAUCUGCGCGCCAACACGUCCGUGGUCUACGAGGGAAACCUGCCCAGGGGUGCCGCUGCUGCGGUGCGAUUGCCUCAGAGGGUCACCCAGACGGAUGGCAGUGUCUACGGGGAUAUGGAACACAAUCCGACACAAUUCGUCAGUCUACUUGAUUUCCUUGGGAAGAAGGGAGAGGGUGUCGUGUUCCUUGGAAAACCGCACUCGCGAAGCAUCUGGGAUCUUCUGAAGGCCGGACGACACGUUGUCACGAUGGAAGGGAACGCCGAGCUCUCGCAAUUCACAAUGCAGGUGGUGAAAAGCGAGGUCAAUUCGGACGGGCACAAUUGUGAGUUUAUGGUCGUGAAGCCAACACGGGAUAAGGUGUGGAGCAACAAGACGGAUAUGUGGUUCAAGUUGAGCGAGAGGAAGAGGAACAAGAUAUACGAUUUCUUGUUCCUUCAAACGCGGCCGAGGAAGAACUCUGACGCCGAGUACGUCCGCCGGAAGGACCACAUGUUCGCACUGCUCGACAACUACCACUUCGCCUCCCGCAUGAACGCGAAGACGUUUCUCGAUAGGCUGCAGUCGCUGUACUUCGUGGAGUCUGAGGAGCAGUUGAAGUUAGCCAGUUACGCUUCCCUGAUCUCCUGUGUGUCCUAUGAACGGAGAACGGGUGAAAUUCAACGUCGUUGAACCCGUUCAACGGGCCUGGGGGGCCCUGUUAAAUCGCGUUUAACACGAAAACG